CUCCCCGGGUCCUACUCACAACCCGGUUUCAGGAUACUUCUCUAGAGAAAAGAGUCCUUGUUUCGUUAUCUGUACUAUAUGCGCAUCUUCCUGUCCAAUUCACUGACGCCUCCUCCGUCAUGAAAGCUCGACCAGGCCUCCGAGCCUGGAGAGGCCUCGUAUCAGUUUCCACAUCUUCCCGGCCAACUUCCUCGAUAUGCUCCCAAUGCCUACUGCAUACUCGAAAAAGAUUCGCCUACGUCCCUCCGACGCUCUCCUUUACAUAUCGCAGCUACCACCCGUCUCGUCGAAAAAAUCAGCAGUCAAUCCUCUCCGCAGCCGUAUCCACCGCACAAAACAUCAUCUCCAAAACCCUCCCCACCAAAUCUCCGCCAGCGACGGCUGGAAUUCCAGAGAUAUCUGUCGACCCACUGCGUAUGGUCGCCAAGGAGUUGAAAUUCCUCAAGAAGAACAUACGCCAGCUCCUUGGCUCCGGACACCCGCUCCUUGACAGAGUCGCCAAGUACUAUGCUCGCAGCGAAGGAAAGCAAGUACGCCCGUUGCUGGUGCUGUUGAUGUCGCAGGCGACGGCGUUGACGCCGCGGAGCCUGCAGGACAGACAGAUCUUGAACACGGAGGGAAUCAAUGCCUCGAUCAGUUCGCCAGCAAUCCUUGCCGACACGAAUCCGGAUUAUAACCUCUUGACGGCGCCGAUGACGGGAAAUGAAACGGCGUAUUCUUUUGCGGAGGGCGAUGUGAAUAUUUUGCCUUCUCAGCGGAGAUUGGCGGAAAUCACAGAGCUGAUUCAUACUGCGUCCCUUUUGCACGAUGAUGUUAUUGACAAUGCAGUUACGCGUCGGUCGGUUGCGUCCGCGAAUCUCGAGUUCGGAAACAAGAUGGCCGUGUUAGCCGGUGAUUUCUUGCUUGGCCGUGCCUCUGUGGCUUUGGCGAGACUGAGAGAUCCUGAGGUUACCGAACUGUUGGCCACUGUGAUCGCCAAUCUGGUGGAAGGCGAAUUCAUGCAGCUGAAAAACACGGCGCAGGAUGAGAGAAAUCCGGCAUGGACAGAGGACAUCAUCGCUUAUUACCUGCAGAAGACAUAUCUCAAAUCUGCUAGUCUGAUUAGUAAAUCCUGCCGUGCGGCUGCGCUCUUGGGACAGACCGCGCCUGAGGUUGUGGAGGCUGCGUAUACCUACGGAAGGAAUUUGGGCCUGGCAUUCCAGUUGGUGGACGAUAUGCUGGACUACACGAUUAGUGGUGAAGAGCUAGGUAAGCCAGCUGGCGCAGAUUUGGAGCUCGGUCUCGCCACUGCUCCAUUGUUGUUUGCUUGGAGAUCGCAUCCCGAGCUUGGUGCACUGGUAGGAAGGAAAUUCUGCCAUGAAGGAGAUGUUCAAUUGGCUCGCCAAAUUGUCGCCCAGUCUGACGGCCUUGAACAAACUCGUGCCCUGGCCCAAGAGUACGCAGACAAGGCUGUGGAAGCUAUCAGCAUCUUCCCAGACAGCGAGGCGAAACGUGGCUUGAUCGAUAUGUGUGAAAAGGUUAUGACCAGAAGAAAGUAAACCGGCAGUCUUAUCCACCUAUGUCAUCCUCGGAGUUUUACGGCCGAAUCUACCAUCGUGUUGAUGAAAGCGAGCCAGAGUCCCCUCGAGUUUGAUUAUUGUAUAAUCCGCACAAGUGGAAAAAUAGAUUUGGAGAAGAAAAAAGCAACCCAAAAUUUGUCACUAGAUCUUCACACUUCCACCUUUAGGACUAUCUUGUUGUUUAGCCCUCUAUCGAUGGCUUCUCACGGAUUGGUAUUGCUAGAGUUUGUAUUCUGCAUACUUGUUUUGUUUGUUUUUGAUAACUACUGCUCUCCCAUUUGCUACCUCUUGGUCUAUAAAUCAGACUUACUUCUAUGGGCCUCUCUUCCUGGUUGGCUGUCUGAUUAGCUUUCAUAUUAUUACACCGUGCCCCUAUUUCCUAUUAUUAUCCCUCUAUGUGUCUGUCUUGUUUCCAGUGCUGCGCCUUUUUCUUAAAGGCCAGCAGAUACUCCUGUCUGUUGUGCUGUGACUUGCCUGUACAAAACCCAUGUAUUAUUAAACCUGGAAGGACUCCUUAUGGGAGAAAAACCGGCAUGGCGUACUUAGUGUCAGGAGUUCUAGUUUAUGCAUGGUUUUGUAUAUAUAAGUGUUACAUACAAGGAGAGAGAAGAAAA
Coccidioides posadasii C735 delta SOWgp is the source of this 2173-nucleotide messenger RNA. It is a transcript of the gene COQ1, whose product is annotated as coq1 putative hexaprenyl diphosphate synthase. The record is from RefSeq and is a predicted model, not a curated record. NCBI's taxonomy places the organism in Eukaryota, Fungi, Ascomycota, Eurotiomycetes, Onygenales, Onygenaceae. Gene Ontology annotation, biological process: isoprenoid biosynthetic process; ubiquinone biosynthetic process. Gene Ontology annotation, cellular component: transferase complex. Gene Ontology annotation, molecular function: prenyltransferase activity.